Messenger RNA from Trypanosoma grayi, 911 nucleotides. RefSeq lists its product as hypothetical. The annotation marks the transcript as partial. NCBI's taxonomy places the organism in Eukaryota, Euglenozoa, Kinetoplastea, Trypanosomatida, Trypanosomatidae. The record is from RefSeq and is a predicted model, not a curated record. The transcript has a single exon.
GGGUGCGGUGGACGUGACGCUGUGGAACACCAUUAGAGAGGCAGUGGAGCCGAUGCAUACAUCAGUUGAAGCACUGAAGAAGAAAUUGCUGCCUCCCAAGCAGAGUGAUGUGGGAGAGCAAAUCCCCUCUGUUGCAGACAAUAUGAAAGAAGAGGCAAAGAAGCUGGUUAAAUCUGUACAGGACAAUGCAUCGCUUGCGACGUCAUCACUUAAAGCCUUGGUGGAUAAAACAAUUGCGGCAGUGAGGAGUGCAGAUGCGCCAGUGCAGCAGGCAAGAGCAGCGGCGGAGAAAGCCAGCGAGGCCCUCGAAAAUGCGGCAGCAGGAGCGACGGCGGUAUUGGAUGCCGUUCGUAAGAUCAAUGACAUUGCGGCGAAGGGAAUCACCGCGGCUGUGCAAUCGCAGACUGCGGUGAGAAAUAUUGCAGCCUUGAUGAGCCGUCUUUCGGUCUCAAUAGGGACUGUUUGGAGUCUUCAGGAUGCCUGGACGGUUGAAAAAGAAGUGAGUGGCGAAGAAAGCGCAGCGGCAACUACACAAAAGCGUCUGACGUUAACGGGGGCGGCCAAUAAGACUUUGAGUGACUUCGAGGCGGUUUUGUUGGAAAGCAUAAGCGUGACGGAUGCCGCUGACGCCGCAUUAGCCGUGGCUGCUGCAGUGGUCACUGAGGUGACGGCUGCGGCGAAGGACGCCGCGGCUGCGGUGGAGGCGGCCACUGCGGCUAGGGCGGCGGCUCAGAACGCGUUGACGCAAGCGGAGGGUGCGCUGCGGCAGCUGAAGGAGAAGUUGUAUGGCGGCGAUAAGGAGGGGGAGAAGGUAGUCGCCACAACACCGCAAGGAGAACACGAGGAUGCUCCUGCCGUUGACGGCUCCCACGAGUCACACACUUCUCCGCCAGACGCCACGGACCCCGCAC